Molecule: messenger RNA, 1365 nt
Organism: Diaporthe amygdali
Lineage: Eukaryota; Fungi; Ascomycota; Sordariomycetes; Diaporthales; Diaporthaceae
Exons: 8
Coding region: 1-1365 (454 amino acids)
Molecular function (GO): oxidoreductase activity, acting on paired donors, with incorporation or reduction of molecular oxygen; iron ion binding; monooxygenase activity
Source: RefSeq, a predicted model, not a curated record
AUGUCCAUCAUUAUUUUCGCAGCCUUUGGUGUGUUGUGCCUGGCAACGUUAGCAAUUGUGAAGGCCAUCACUCGGGCACAUGCAUCGUCGUUGUCACAAAUUCCCAACGCAGGCUGGGGUGCAGCCUAUUCGCGCCUGCUAUGGGCUUUCAGCAAAGAGUAUCGGGGCGUCAUCACCAUAGAGCUCCCAAAAAUCCAUGAAAAGCUUGGACCCAACGAGGUCUCCUUCUACUCGAUAGACAUAUAUGACACGAUACAUAAGGUCAACAGUGGUUUCGCCAAGGAUCCUCGUAAUUAUGGGGACGACCUGGAAGAGCACUCAAAACGCCGAAGAAUUCUUGGUCAGCUCUUCAGUCGCAGCAACAUCGCGAAGCUUGAAGGAUUGAUGCUCCACCAUGUCAACGUAUUCGUCGAAGCAAUUAGCCGAAAGUGUGUCUUCGUGCUCAUUUUCAAACUCACAGCUGAAUUCUCUUUCGGUGAAGCCGUCAACGCUGUCGUCGCUUGGUCUAAAGGAGGCGAGUUGGCGAUUGUGGCCAACAAUGAUAAGAAGGCGACUUUCAUGCCUUUGUGGACUCUCAAGGCGUGGGCCAGAAACAAAGACCCUGACAAGAAGUCGCCUUUUCCAAACCUUAUUAAGGUCAUGAUUGCAGCAGGCGUUCCGACCCAGACUGCGUUGUCCGAAGCGAAAGAGAACCUUGGCCCAGGAACAGAUACAACCUCUGCCUCCUUGGCGCACGUCCUCUAUGCCCUCUCAAAGAAUCCAGUAUACCAACAAAAGUUGUAUAAGGACCUCUUCGACCGAGGAUUUCCCACAGAUAUGAGCUCCCUGGAAAACAUCCCACGCCUUCGUGCUUGUGUGAAGGAAGGAAUUCGCUGGGCUGGCGCAGCAGCAGCUAUGCUGCCUCGUGUUGUCCCGCAUGGCGGCGUCGAGCUGUGUGGGAAGCUAAUUCCUGAAGGCACAGUCUUGACCUCGUCGCCAAUUUGGUACCUCAGAGACAAAUAUGCGUACCCGAACCCGGAGUUGUUCAACCCAUACCGCUGGAUCAAUGACAGUGGCACAACCAGCUCGGACAAUGCUAUUCGGGACAAAUUCUACGUACCAUUUUCCAAAGGGGCCAAUGUUUGCAUCGGAAAUCACUUUUCGUAUUACGAGAUUUAUCUCGGCUUGGCAAAGACACUUGAGAGGUUCAAGCUUGUGCACGUGGAGGAGGCUACAAUAUCCACACAAUUAGCAGGAGUGAGUAGCCCAGACUGGCAACCCGUACAGCUGCCCAUGAGGAAAGAGUGGGUCGCUGCCGUCUUGACAGACCCCCUGCUCGUGGAACUCAUCCCAAGGGAUGCCAAAGAAGAUGAUCUCAGUUGGUGA